This is a messenger RNA of Diaporthe citri, 1368 nucleotides long. RefSeq lists its product as uncharacterized. Gene Ontology annotation, biological process: lipid metabolic process. Lineage: Eukaryota; Fungi; Ascomycota; Sordariomycetes; Diaporthales; Diaporthaceae. The transcript is spliced from 3 exons. The coding region runs from base 1 to 1368 and encodes 455 amino acids. Gene Ontology annotation, molecular function: phosphoric diester hydrolase activity. The record is from RefSeq and is a predicted model, not a curated record.
AUGCCGAGCAAAGGCGUCCAGGUCUACACCUACAUCGCAGCGGGGGGAUGCUCUAUCGAGCUUUCAGUCCCAGGUCAGACUGUCGUCAAGGACCAGCUGCACCAGUUCUGGAACGGGGACCUCGAGGUCGAGUCCAGCAAGAUCGACAAUUUCUUCGAUAAGACUGGUCGCUUCGUCUUCAAAGUCCUGCAUGAGGGUAGGCCGGUCACGGAGCAAUGGGUCGAGGUGAACGCUCUCACGGGCAGCGUCGGUCAGGGAACUAUGACAACUAUCGCAAACACGCACUCAGUUAUACACCCGGAACCCAGGAUCAUCGUCUCUUAUGGCUUUUACGAAUCAGGCCACGGCCAUGAUAUCCUGCCCAACCGUCACCAGUGCUACAUCACGGUCACGCCUGAUUAUUCAGACUGGCUAGGGCAGGUGGCGCCAAUUGGAUCGCCUCAGAGAGACCAGCCAUUCCGGCGGCUCGUCCUCCCUGCGGCCCAUGACGUGGGGAUGAAUAGCAUGCAGAACUGUGCGACAAUCCUCAAGCAUGCUGGCGGCGCAGUGGUCCGGACCCUCGUCGCAAACGAGGAGAAGUACACGCAAGUGUUGGCAGAGCUUGCCGACAAGCUCUCAGGACCGGCUGUGUCUCUCAUAGCGCCGAACAUCGUUUCGAGUCUCGCAAUCACGCAGAAGGAUCCUCUGCCGAUCAUGCUCGCGCUGGGGGCUAGAUACUUCGAUGCAAUUCCCGGAAUGGCUUAUGAUGAGUUCCUAACAGAGGUCGUCCGGUUCCUGGUCGAACAUCCAACCGAGAUUAUCGUUGUUCAGCUUCGAUGGGAUGGCGUCCCCGGUGACUGUGAGCGUCCAAAUGACGAGCAGCAGAACGAACACAUACAGGCUGCCCUGCGUCAAUUCGAGGGGCAUCAGCAACAUGUGAUUGCCGGGAACUUGGAUGAUCUGCGGAACAGAACAAUUGGUGAUUUGCGUCGCGAUCGGCGCAGGCUGAUCAUGCUCCGGGACGUUGACUCGAUGUCCACCUAUACGGACGCGGGCAACGCCACGCUCAACGGCGAUAGCAUCGUCGAGGGCUUCGGCGCCGUACUGCACCCGGAAUGCUGCGGGGGGCGUGGCUUCAUCAACAUCCAGUGCCAGGCAACAGCCUCAAAUAUACCAAAGGCCGUGGUCUACAGUGUCCUCGAAGCAGGCGCCUCUACAAGCUGUCUAUUGGCUACUAAGCCCAUAUGCGACAGCAAGACACUACCGUGGGUGAAGGGAAACGCGCUGCGUGCUUGUGGUAACAAUGACCUUGUGGUUGUUAUGAACGAUUUCUUUGACGGCGCAACUGCUGAUGUGGCGAUGGAGCUAAGCCGACAGCGAUUGGGAUAA